This is a messenger RNA of Lynx canadensis (Canada lynx), 1133 nucleotides long. It is a transcript of the gene CD247, whose product is annotated as CD247 molecule. Gene Ontology annotation, biological process: cell surface receptor signaling pathway. The record is from RefSeq and is a predicted model, not a curated record. Gene Ontology annotation, molecular function: transmembrane signaling receptor activity. Lineage: Eukaryota; Metazoa; Chordata; Mammalia; Carnivora; Felidae. Bases 84 to 635 code for a protein of 183 amino acids. Gene Ontology annotation, cellular component: membrane. The transcript is spliced from 8 exons.
UUCUCAAAGGCCCCACAGUCCUCUACUUCCUGAGGAGGCAGCAGAACAAAGCAGAGACACCGUCUCUCUUCUGGGUCCCAGCCAUGGCUGCCACAGCCUCGGCCUCCUGGUGCCACCCUGGGGGAAAGGACAAGGUGAUGUGGAAGGUGCUUGUCAUCAUGGCCCUGCUGCAGGCACAGCUCCCAGGAGCAGAGGCGCAGAGUUUUGGCCUGCUGGAUCCCAAACUGUGCUACCUGGUGGACGGAAUCCUUUUCAUCUAUGGCGUCAUUAUCACUGCCCUGUUCCUGAGAGCGAAGUUCGGCAGGAGCGCGGCCGCCCCCGCGAGCCAGCAGGGCGCCAACCAGCUCUACAACGAGCUCAAUCUGGGAGGAAGACAGGAGUAUGAAGUUUUGGAUAAGAGACGAGGCCUGGACCCUGAGAUGGGAGGAAAACAGCAGAGGAGGAGGAAUCCUCCGGAAGUCGUGUACAAUGCACUGCAGAAAGACAAGAUGGCGGAGGCCUACAGUGAGAUUGGGGUAAAAGGCGACAACCAGCGGCGGAGAGGGAAGGGGCAUGAUGGCCUCUACCAGGGGCUCAGCACGGCCACCAAGGACACCUAUGAUGCCCUCCACAUGCAGACCCUGCCCCCUCGCUAAGAGCACCGGGCAUUUCGCCAAUCACAGGCCAGACCUGAAGACACCCAGAUUGUGAAAGACACAGGAUAAAGCGUUUAUAACCCAGUUCACUCGUAUUUCUUCACCACCCAAGUAUUCCUUUUUAAGAAUAGGAUGCUUCGCGUUGUAACAUUUGGUCACGUCCAUUUCCAAACCGUCAUGCACGGAACGUCGUCCCUGGACUCUGCAGGGGAGUGCGUUCCCCCCAGGGCUGCGGCCCCGUCCUCGAGGAGCCCGUGGUGAACCCCGCAGGUUCUCGGGUCUUCUGGUUUGUUGGGGACUGUGGACAGGCCCCCGUCCUGGCAUGUUCGGUCCAUGUUUCGUCAAGUCCCCAGAGAAACUCAAACGUUAGCACAUAUCCUAAUAGGCUCUAUUGUCCUGUCCGUAUUUGAGUGGCUUUGCUCCUGCUGUAAAUCCGGCGUCUGUUGUCAACCGGUGCCUUCAUGUCAAGGUGACUUGUAACUGGGGCAAAGGGGCUGU